Molecule: messenger RNA, 618 nt
Organism: Erythranthe guttata (spotted monkey flower)
Lineage: Eukaryota; Viridiplantae; Streptophyta; Magnoliopsida; Lamiales; Phrymaceae
Source: RefSeq, a predicted model, not a curated record
AUGGAUAGCGGAGCAAUGACCAAAGGCAACGCCGCCUUCGCCGCCGGCAACUACAGCGACGCCGUGCGCCACUUCACCGACGGCAUCAAUUCCUCCCCCAACAACCACGUCCUCUACUCCAACCGCUCCGCCGCCUACGCCGGCCUCAAUAGAUUCUCCGAAGCCAUUUCCGACGCGCAGAAGACCGUCGAGCUCCGGCCGGUCUGGAGCAAGGGCUACUCGCGUCUCGCGGCGGCGCACAUGGGCCGCCACAACUACGACGACGCCGUUUCAUCCUACAAAAGAGGUCUCCUAAUCGAUCCGUCGAACGAAGCUCUCAUAUCGGGUCUCGCCGACGCCGAAGCAGCUUCCGCCCGGAGCUCCGCCUCUCCGCCGGUCGUGGACUCUGUUCCACAAUUGAAUCUCCUGAAAAUCAAUAAUGAAGAAGAAGAAGACGAUAAAUCAAUUGUAGCAUCAGCUCACAAUGCUCCGAUCGUUUCUUCCUACAACGACAAAAUCAGGCCGCUCCUCGACACAAUCGACCGGCUGCGCCACCUGAAAGUCAUGCAGGAAAGGCAUCCAGCUCCCCCACCAUCGUCGUCGUCGGCGACCAAUCCUCCGGAAAAUCCAGUGUCCUAG